GGCUAGGGGUUGGGCGGUGGUCGAGACUGCUGCGGUGCCCGGAGUGGUUGGCGAGGGUCUGGAGGUGACCCUGAACUCUGGAGCGAGUGCGGUGCUCCUGAGACCGCGGCAAGGGCGUCCCGCGGAGCCGGGAGCGGGGCCGAGGCGCUGAGACGCGGCGGCGCGGCUGCCGGCUGGAUGGGAAGUUAAUGUUUACGGCGAAGUCCACCCAACGUUUCCAAGGUGGCGACAGACAAGGUUGCAGAAAAGCUGAGUUCUACUCUCUCAUGGGUGAAGAACACAGUCUCGCAUACAGUCAGUCAGAUGGCCAGUCAGGUGGCAAGUCCAUCUGCUUCAUUACACACUACGUCCUCGUCUACCACACUGUCAACACCAGCCCUGUCACCAUCUUCCCCAUCACAGUUGAGUCCAGAUGACUUAGAACUCCUGGCUAAGCUGGAGGAACAAAAUAGAUUGUUAGAGACGGACAGUAAAUCUUUAAGAUCUGUCAAUGGGUCAAGAAGAAACAGUGGCUCCUCUCUUGUAUCAAGUUCAUCUGCCUCUAGCAACCUCAGCCACCUUGAAGAAGAUUCUUGGAUUCUUUGGGGAAGAAUUGUUAAUGAAUGGGAAGAUGUGCGCAAAAAGAAGGAAAAGCAAGUUAAGGAACUUGUUCGUAAAGGGAUACCCCACCACUUUAGAGCAAUAGUUUGGCAACUUUUAUGCAGCGCGCAAAGCAUGCCAAUUAAGGAUCAAUAUUCAGAACUCCUGAAAAUGACCUCACCUUGUGAAAAAUUAAUCCGAAGGGACAUUGCUAGAACUUAUCCUGAACACAAUUUUUUUAAGGAAAAAGAUAGCCUUGGGCAGGAGGUUUUAUUUAAUGUAAUGAAGGCAUAUUCUUUAGUGGAUCGUGAGGUUGGUUACUGUCAAGGAAGUGCUUUUAUAGUUGGAUUAUUGCUUAUGCAGAUGCCAGAGGAAGAAGCUUUUUGUGUAUUUGUUAAAUUAAUGCAAGAUUAUAGACUUCGUGAACUUUUUAAACCAAGUAUGGCAGAAUUGGGUCUUUGUAUGUACCAGUUUGAAUGCAUGAUUCAGAAAAACUUGGCCUUAUUCCAUUUGUUUUCUCAGGGCUUAGAAAUUGUGUUUCGAGUAGGAUUAGCACUUCUUCAGAUGAAUCAGGCAGAAUUAAUGCAGCUUGACAUGGAAGGGAUGUUACAGCACUUUCAGAAGGUCAUUCCACAUCAGUUUGAUGGAAGUCCAGACAAAUUAAUCCAAGCAGCUUACCAAGUCAAAUACAACUCAAAAAAAAUGAAAAAGCUUGAAAAGGAAUAUACUACAAUAAAAACUAAAGAAAUGGAAGAGCAAGUUGAAAUUAAAAGGUUACGCACAGAGAACAGACUUUUGAAACAGCGUAUCGAAACACUAGAAAAAGAAAGUGCUUCCUUGGCAGAUAGAUUGAUACAGGGACAAGUGACAAGAGCCCAGGAGGCUGAGGAAAACUACCUCAUAAAACGGGAGUUGGCCACCAUCAAACAGCAGAGUGAUGAGGCCAGCGCUAAGCUGGAGCGGGCUGAAAAUACCAUCAGGAAGCUCCAGUGCCAACAACAAUGGCAUAAAUGCAGUUCCAACUACAAUGAGGAUUUUGUGCUGCAGCUAGAGAAGGAGUUGGUCCAAGCCCGACUGAGUGAAGCCGAGUCUCAGUGUGCUCUAAAGGAGAUGCAGGAUAAAGUUCUGGAUAUAGAGAAGAGGAACAACUCCCUUCCUGAUGAGAAUAACAUUGCAAGUCUUCAGGAAGAACUCAUUGCUGUUAAACUGAGAGAAGCAGAGGCGAUUAUGGGUUUGAAAGAACUCAGACAGCAAGUCAGAGACUUGGAGGAGCACUGGCAACGCCACUUAUCUCGUACUACUGGGAGGUGGAAAGAGCCACCUAAGAAAAAUGCUGUGAAUGAACUGCAAGAUGAACUGAUGACCAUUCGACUUAGAGAAGCUGAAACGCAAGCAGAAAUAAGAGAAAUAAAACAAAGGAUGAUGGAAAUGGAAACACAGAACCAAAUCAAUAGUAACCAUCUUCGAAGAGCAGAACAAGAAGUGAUCAGCCUACAGGAGAAGGUACAGUAUCUUUCUGCACAGAACAAAGGACUACUUACACAAUUGAGUGAAGCAAAGCGCAAACAAGCAGAGAUCGAAUGUAAGAACAAGGAAGAAGUGAUGGCGGUGAGACUGCGGGAAGCAGAUAGCAUAGCUGCUGUGGCUGAACUGCAGCAGCACAUUGCUGAGCUUGAAAUCCAGAAAGAAGAAGGAAAGCUUCAAGGACAGCUUAACAAGUCUGAUUCUAACCAGUAUAUUAGGGAACUGAAAGAUCAGAUAGCAGAGCUGAAUCAUGAGCUCAGGUGCCUAAAAGGCCAGAGGGGCUUCUCAGGCCAACCUCCUUUUGAUGGAAUCCACAUUGUCAACCAUUUGAUAGGAGAUGAUGAAUCAUUCCAUUCCUCUGAUGAAGAUUUUAUAGAUAAUUCCUUACAGGAAAGUGGCAUUGGUUUUCCUUUGCACAGAAAAUCUGGCCCAAUGUCUUUGAACCCUGCUGUGGCAGAUGAUAGUGAGAGUGAAACAGAAGACAGUGUCCUGGAGACCAGAGAGCGCGAUGGAGUGGACCAAAAAGAGCGGCCCCCGAGAAGAAGAGAGUCCUACUCAACCACUGUCUGACCAUCACUGUGACCUAGACUGCGGAUUUCUUUAAGGGAUCAGUUCUAUGAUUAGGGAUUUGGGAACUUAAUCUGUUUCAUAUGUACAUAGAUAUUUUAUAAUCUUACCUGACUUUUAAUCUUUGCCAAAUCUUUACCACUGACUUAACCAUUGCCAUAAAGUAGACUGGAAUGUGGUUAAUGGGUAAAAUAAGAUCCUAACAGUAUUAUUGAAUAUUAGUGUUGCUUGUUUAAAAACGCAGCUAUCUAUGUGGGAACCAUUUUGAAGUUCAAAACUAUGGAAAAUUAUUUUCUUCAGACAAAACUGCUCUUGUGCAAUAUUUUAUGCUCUGUGAACAAAUUGUAUAUUUAUGUUUAUCAAUUUGCUUUCAAGGUGGCUGUCUGCAGACAUAUGACCAAGACAUACAUCUUAUUUACCUUCUGUUUUAUGUUUGGGGUAUUUUUUUUUCCAUGAAAAUUAUUGUUUUAUGAGUGGGCCACUGAAAGUUCCCAAACACAAAACCUUUUUUCUGUAUAAAUUCGUAAACAAAAAUUAAUGGUUGUCUGUUUUGAGAGUUUUAAGUUUUCUUUUAAUUUUUAUGUGCAUAUGAUGCUUCCAUGUGUUAGUUACUAGUCACAGUAGAUUAACUACAAAUACAUUGUUCAUUUGUUGUAUAUAUUUAUGAAUCUGCACACCAGCCCCAAUAACAUUUUAUAUGAUGACCAUACAUGUUGCAGAGUGACUGCUUUCAGCAUUCUAGCAAGACUUCUGUAAAUAGUAGGCUAAAAGUAAAUUGAAAAGUUAAAAAUAAAACCAAACACUAAUAUUUUAAGAGCUUUAGCAUUUUGCUUAGCAUUCAACACUAACAGAUUCAUAACUGAUGCCUGUUCAAAAACACUAUUGGUAAAAUCUUUUACUUCCUAUGUAUGUGAUGAAUUUUUCAUGGUUAAACAGGUUAUAGCACAUACUACUUAGUGUUUUUAUUUUACGUAAUGUAAUUUAAGUAAUGGGCUAAGCUCCAAGAUGCACAGCAGUUAUAUCUACAAAUCUAUGAACAUCUUCAGAUUCUCUAGUUUUUAAUCUAUAGAUAAAGCCAUAAAAGUCUUUUCUUACCAGUUUUUCCUUUUUUUAUAGUUCAGACUUUUUUCCCCUAGAAAAUGGAAUACUGUCAUUGCCUGUCAUAAAUUGGAAGAAACACCCAACUUACAUUAUAUUAUGGUGACAGGAAUGUGUUGACUGGGCACUUUCCACUCUCAUUUUUGUUAGUAGACUAUGAAAAAUAGAGCCUCGGGGAAAAGAGAAAAGUAGAACUUCGUAUGUGCCUCACUUUGCACAGUUGUUCAUGCCGGAAAAGAAGUUACAGGAUGAAAUGGAGUAGCAGAGACAAAAGUUGUUGGCUUUCUAAAACCAGGAGGUAAGCCUCCAGCAAGGCCUUUGUAGCUGUUUGCCUGAGAAAUGAGAUCAAAAACAUGCCUUCUGUGUCUGUCCGUAGCACCAGGCCAGAUUCUAGUGCUUAAGUAAAUUACUAGUGGUCCCAAGCCAGUAAGUACCAGGGACAAGAUUUUUAAUCCAGAUCUCUGUAACACCAAAGGUUUUGAAAGGUUCAGCUAGUGAAUGAAUUUCUCAGUUUUCUAACAAUGUGAUUUAAAUGAAUUUGAUUUAAAUGUGUUUCCUGAAUAUAAUGACAGAUAGAGAUAUGUGAAUAUCAGCACUCAUAAGCUCUACAUUGUUCAUGAAUGUAGUCCCUACUGUUAGAAUUGUCUGGUGCUUUGGGGAUUCUCUUUUGGGGUUCUUUACUGUCAGCCUAAUGGCUGUCAGUGCUUAAGUGCAGGGAGAUGAUUCGUGGUCAUAUUCUUGCUUUGACACCCUCCCCCCCAUGUCUAGAAAUCUGAAGGAUCUGAACCAAAGGUCAACCAAGUGCAGCCCAUGAGAUAAUUCCAGUCAGCUGCCUGUUUUUACUUUUUUAAAAAUGGGAAAAAAUUAAAAAAUAUUUUGUGUCACAUGAAAGUUAUAUGAAAUUCAAAUUUCAGUAUUCAUAAAUAAAGUUGUAUGGGCACACGCCCAUCCUUACCUGUUUACAUAUUGUCUGUGGCUGCUUUUGUGCUACAGUGGCAGAGUGGAUAGUUUUACCAGACUAUUUGGCCCAGAUAGUCUAAAGUAUUUACUGUUGGGCCCUUUACAGAAAAGGUUUGCUAACUCUUGAUCCAGACACACUAAAAUUGAGUUUACUUCUUCAGUUUGGCUCAAUAGAACAAACCAUAUGAUUUUACUGUUGAGCUAAUGAUUUGGAAAUGUAAAAUUGCAUGGAUAUUAUGCUCAGAACUAUUCAAAAUGGAAAGUGUGUCAGAUGUUUUAUACGGUGAAGUCGUUGGUCCGUAGAAACUUUUGGAAGAAUACCUAUAUCUUUGGACAGAGAGAGAGGGAAAGAAAGGAAAGAAUUCCAGAAUCUUAGCAUUGUUCUUUAAAGCAGGUAGCAUUGACCUUCAAGGUAAGCAUCAUUGAGUAAAUGCUAUAAUUUGACUUUAAAAUAAUAACAGUUUUCUAGAAUCUGUUUGAAUUCUAAACUUUGAAAGAUAUUCUUAGGAAAUUUCCUAUGUACCAUUUUUGGUUAGGAGUUAGAUGAUAAAAGAAUAGUGGUCUAGAUUUCUUAACCAGUAGAAUAUACAAAAGAGGAAUCAUGGUAAAUGAACCUUACUCUCUUGAUAUUCUUGAUCUUCUUUGGACAGUGAAAAACUAGAAACAUCACUCUUCUCAUUCAAGAUCUUUGAUUCAGCCGGGCACAGUGACUUACACCUGUAAUCCUAGCAUUCUGUAGGCCAAGGUAGG
Otolemur garnettii (small-eared galago) is the source of this 5478-nucleotide messenger RNA. It is a transcript of the gene EVI5, whose product is annotated as ecotropic viral integration site 5. The coding region runs from base 304 to 2673 and encodes 789 amino acids. NCBI's taxonomy places the organism in Eukaryota, Metazoa, Chordata, Mammalia, Primates, Galagidae. The transcript has 19 exons. The record is from RefSeq and is a predicted model, not a curated record.